Molecule: messenger RNA, 469 nt
Organism: Trypanosoma rangeli
Lineage: Eukaryota; Euglenozoa; Kinetoplastea; Trypanosomatida; Trypanosomatidae
Product: putative esterase
Exons: 1
Source: RefSeq, a predicted model, not a curated record
AUGGUCAGUGAGAAAUGGAGCACAACUACUCUUCUUGGGGACUCGUUAACGGAACAGGGUUACUUAUCCGGCUGGGCCUCGCGCCUUAGCGAGCGUUACGUGCGCCGCGCAGAUGUGGUGAAUCGCGGGCUAAGCGGCUACAACACACGCUGGAUACUGGAUAUACUGAAUGAUGACGAGAGGCGUCAUCAUCUUCUUCCCCCAUACAUCAACAAGCCGCUAUUUGUGACUCUAAUGCUUGGGUCCAAUGAUUGCGCUGGCUUGCCUCAACACGUGCCACUGGAGGAGUACAGGGUGAAUCUGAAGGCAAUUAUUGGCCUUGUGCGCAAGCACGCGGCCCCUGUUGGCGGCAUAUUUCUCAUGUCACCCCCACCCUUUGACGAUGAUGGACGGCAGCAGUGGCUGAGGAGUCAGGGCCGCGACCCUGACUCUUGUAAGCGCAGGUUUGAAGCCAUGCGGCACUACCGUG